CUUGGAGCUGUUUUGCUGUUUUUCUCCAUCCCCCGCCGCAUAUCGUCACUUCCCACGGGCUGUUUGCUCACCGGUCCCGUCGCGAGUGUCAUGGCUGAUAAAGAGAAAGACACCCGGCUGUGAGCGCAACAUCAGAGGAGGAAGGCUCUGCAUCCAUGGAUACCCACGGUAGGCCGGCAGGAGAGGGAUGCGUGGAUGGAUGGACGUAUCUGUGGCUUAAAUGGGGUGGGGGGAACGGAUGCAUGGCAUGAGAUGAAUUACAUAUUGCAUUGUGGGUGCAGAUGUGGCCAAGGCGGCUGGCGGGUUGAAAGAUCUACAUGGCCACUUCAAGAGGAGUUUGUCGCUCAAACACGGUGGUAAAGAGACCAGGAAGCUGCGCGCACCUGCCAUUUGCCGCGGGCUGCGUGUUCCCCCGUGGUGCAGGUGGAGGUGAGGCUGUCGAGAGUGCUCCGAUGACCGAGGCCAAGGACGGUAGGCAUACAUACCGCAAUGACGCCGUUUACACUGUUUUAAAACACAGGUACCCGGCGCAUUCUCAUGGCCCAGAAGGAACUCGCGCCCAAGGAUUCCGAGUAAGUGCGAAGGAAGAGACACCACAACCACAGUAACUAUACACAGACACACGCCAACGUGAUGUGUGCGUGGCUUCUUCAGCAAGGCAUUCCGUGCGUCUCUGCGGGUGUUCGAAAGCAGCACAGGGGACGAGGUACGCGAGCAGCUGCCUCGUGUGCCCUGCACUGCAACAUCUGUGUGUUGUGUUGUGUUGUGUUGUUUCCACAGGGGCUAUUUGUGACCGAUCCAUGCUCGUUUCUGGCGUUCUACUAUGAAGGCAGUCCGGAGGACACAACACUACACCACACCACACUGCCGCCAUCGAUUGUCACUGCUUCUUUCAGCCAACGCGGUCCGCCACAUGGCCUCGUCUGACAUCAGCAAAAUCGUCCGCCGCAGUGCAAAGUGAGUGCGGGUCGUGUCGUGUGUCACCAUGCAUGUCAGUCAGCUGCAGGCCACCCAUCUCUCGCGUGUGUGUAUUGUAUGUGUGUGUGUGUGUCAGAGAGAUGGUCGUUAACUUCCACACAGGGCCCCCUGUGAUCAUCAACUUCAAGAGCGAGGCAAGUGCACUGCACACCUUCCUGCCUCCCCACUGCGGAUCUCAUCCCGCCGACCGAUCUGUGUGCGCAUGGCGUCAGGAUGUCGAUGAGGUGUGCCGGUGGGUGCAGAAGCGCGUGUCGGACAAAAGCACGGUGCAGCACUGGUUCCCUGUCGUCGAUGACCCGUCCUACCAGCUCUCUACUGGUGGGCAGACCGCAUGUACCACAUGGAGAAGACCGAGACAGACGUUCUUGUGUUGGAUUGCUCUCUCAGGUUCGCGUGAGAUGUCUGUGUCUAGCUCUGCAGAGGCCAGCGGUACAUACGCGCACACGGUGGCAUGAAAGCAGAGGAAACAGACGGAUGCUUUGCUUUGUUGCGUUGUGCUAUACAGGCACUUCUGGCCGCCUGUACGUUCGUUGCCGACCUACUGCACGAGAGCCAAGUGUGAUGCACGCACCUUGUUGUUCUUUCUCUCGUGCCGUUCAGGGCGUAUCCGUGUGCGAUCCGCCCCAAACAACACGUGACGUACCAUGUUAGCCAGCUGAAGACAUCCUUGAGCACUCGGCACGAAUGGAUGUCUGCUCACAUCACAUCAGGCCACUGUUCGUGCCGAUGACACGGGCCUCGCGUGCACGGGUGAGGGGACCGGCAGCAUGUCCACAUCCCCUGCGUCUCUUUCCUGCACAGGUACAACUACAGACGACCACUCAAUGUUUCUGCCGUACGCGAAGGUCGCCCAGUCUCAAAGAAGAAUCUGUGAGCCGCUCGCUACGCUCCGCACACAGUCACAGAGACACACGCCUCCCUCCACGUGCGUGCCGUGCUGCAUUCAGGUCGCUGGUGCGUAUGGAAAUCGACGGCACCUUCAAAACAUUCAACUUCUUCGAAUCGGUGACAAACCACCGUAUCCAACACGACAUGUGACACCAAACCAACACGCAUGCCUGGGGUGUGCCCUUGUGUGCACUCAGCAACACAUCGAGAGCAUUCUGAGUGAUGUCAUGGCCAAGGUGGGCUCGUCCAUCCAUCCAUCAUAGCAACACGAAAAUGUAGAUGACUGAUAGAUCGAUGCCGCCCUCUGUGUGUGUCUGCAGCACGCUGCUUCGCACAUCUACUUCGAUUUGGGUGGCGGUAACCGAUUGACAGACAAACAGAGAGACAGCCGACCCCAACAAGAGCCUUUUGCCCUCAUUCUCUGUGUCUCCAGAACAGCCGGAGGCGCUCAGACUCUCUGCCGUGUCCAAGUUCCAACUCGCCGAGGCCAACGUCAAGAGCACCCCAAAGGCAAACGACACUGCCGGUACGUAGGAGGAUCUAGCGUAGGAUCAGAGCUCUCAUAUGUAGCUUCCGCUGUUUCCCCGUUCUGAAGGUUCUGUCGAUCAUUCUGCUGGUGCUGCUGCUGGUGCUUCUUCCUCCCCGCCCCUGCCUCCCGCCCCCGCCCCCGCCCCCGCCCGUCGCUGAUUCUGAUGCGGACCUGUUGAAGAUGGGCUUCCACGCCGUGCAGGCCGACCCAUCGAUGGCCCUCGGCUAUGAGCGGCAAGUCAAGCAGACGCAGAUCCGCCUCGCGACACUCAAGGAGGAAGAGGGGGAGGGGGUGGGGGAGGGCGAGGAUGAGGGGCUCCCGUCGCUGAUGGACAUACUCAAGAAGAAUAAGAAGGCAGGGGAGGAAUGAACUCGUCCGAGCGUGAGGAUGAGAGAACAAGAGGGGGACUGAGCAGCCACGCAUGACACACACACACACACACACACAACCAACCAAGGGGGUGGAUGUAGUGAGUGUCGUGACUCGUGAGGUUUUCCUUCUCUAUGCUCUGUCGGCCUGCAUAGCGCCAUGUGCCCAUGUUGUGCAUGUAUGGCGUGAGUCGUAGAAAGGUGUUCUCUCCCUCCCUGACUGACCGACUCGAUAUCUGCAUUGAUCUCUCAUGAGUCGACUCUCGAACCACGGUGUCUCAACAUCAACCAAUCGG
Messenger RNA from Vitrella brassicaformis, 3059 nucleotides. Lineage: Eukaryota; Vitrellaceae. The record is from the annotation of a GenBank genome assembly.